This is a messenger RNA of Rubroshorea leprosula, 929 nucleotides long. The record is from the annotation of a GenBank genome assembly. Lineage: Eukaryota; Viridiplantae; Streptophyta; Magnoliopsida; Malvales; Dipterocarpaceae.
CUUUUCAAACUCAGAGGAAGAAAAUGCCUGCAGCAGCUUCAUGCUUUCCUCUGAUCACGCCCACAACGUCUCUAGUAAUCCCCAAAGCCUCCCCUUUCCCUAGAAAGUUCCAGAAUGUUUCUUUCACAUGCAAAGCUUCUUCUUCUUCUUCAUCCUCCUCUUCCCUAUUGGAUUUCGAUCUCUACGAUCUUCUGGGCAUCGAUAGCUCCUCCAAUCAAACUCAGAUCAAGACUGCCUAUCGCUCCCUGCAGAAGCGCUGCCACCCCGACAUCGCCGGACCUGCGGGCCACGACAUGGCCAUCAUUCUCAAUGAAGCUUACUCUGUUUUAUCCAAUCCCACCGCUCGUUCAGCUUAUGACAAGGAGCAAGCAAAGAUUGAAGAGCUGAGGGGAUAUACGGGAAAACCCUUGUACUCUGUUUGGCUGGGUUCUGAAAAUGAGCGAAGAGCAGUGUUUGUUGAUGAAGUGAAGUGUGUUGGUUGCUUGAAAUGUGCCUUGUUUGCGGAGAAGACGUUUGCCAUUGAAUCAACAUAUGGAAGAGCAAGGGUUGUGGCUCAGUGGGCUGACCCCGAACACAAAAUCCAAGAGGCUAUUGGAUCAUGUCCUGUUGAUUGCAUUUCGAUUGUAGAGAGAUCAGAGCUUGCAGCCCUUGAGUUCCUAAUGUCCAAGCAGCCACGUGGCAACGUAAGAGUGGGUGCCGGCAACACUGUGGGGGCACGUGUCUCGAAUAUAUUUGAUGAUGUCAAGAAGUUUCAACAGAGAUUUGUUGAUGCCAUGGACAAAGCUGCUAUGAAAAAUUUCAAGGUAUGAGAAUGAUACUGUUGUAUAGGGAGAUUUCUAUGACCAUUACUAUGGACAAUUGAGGUUUCCUUCUGGGAUUUGCAAUUCUAAUUGAUUUUGUUAGUUAGAAAAUGAAAACAAGAAUGGCAA